Messenger RNA from Spizellomyces punctatus DAOM BR117, 1371 nucleotides. RefSeq lists its product as uncharacterized. The transcript is spliced from 4 exons. Gene Ontology annotation, biological process: cell motility; actin filament depolymerization; actin filament severing. The record is from RefSeq and is a predicted model, not a curated record. Gene Ontology annotation, molecular function: actin filament binding. Gene Ontology annotation, cellular component: actin cortical patch; actin cytoskeleton; cytoplasm. NCBI's taxonomy places the organism in Eukaryota, Fungi, Chytridiomycota, Chytridiomycetes, Spizellomycetales, Spizellomycetaceae. The coding region runs from base 629 to 1048 and encodes 139 amino acids.
AAGCCAGUGAACUAUAGUAACUUGCAUGUCGAAUGGAGAGGCCAGGGUGGCCUAUUGCACCAGCACAAUUGCAUUGUCGAACUUGGACGUAUUUGGAGUCGAAUAGGGUGAUGAGAUUGACGAAAAAACGAAGGAUCAGAUGGAACAUAGUAGACAAUCGAUCAACAGAACAGCUCAUUACCAGCGGCAGAAUAAUCGAUGGAUGCAAGAUGUACUCUUAUGGACCACAUUAUUGCAUACCAUCGCCUCUUGGAUCUGAAGAUACUCACACAUGGUUGAAGUUUGGCUGGAAAAAUAGAUGACAUCUGAGAAGUAGUGAUAGCUUCUGCCAUAUUCUACUUGAAUACAUCUGUGAUGAAUAUGUUAACGGUUCAAAAAAAGGCUAUGAUUCCUGGGACGAUAAUAGUAUCUAUUGCUGCAAUGUAUAUUAUCAACUAGUCGAGUUUGGCCCAAAAAUAAACAUCACAAAACGCCGCUCAAAUCACACGCAUGCGAUAAUAUUGGACGCGUAACAUUGACCAACUCCAACACUCACACACGCAUCGUCCAGCCGCAUUUCGACUCCUAAUACCGCUUCCUCUCGACAUUUUCUUCAGUAUCUUCCCGAAGAACUCACAUCAAACAUAAAAUGUCCAGCGGAGUGGGAGUUCAGGAUAGUGCCGUGGAGGCAUUCCAGGAGCUAAAGUUGAAGAAGAAGUACCGCUAUAUCAUUUACAAGAUCAACGACAACAAUACCGAAAUCGUGGUGGAAAAGACUGUGGAAAGUGCUGACUACGAAGACUUUGUAGCAUCCCUGCCAGCAGAUCAGUGCCGCUACUGCGUGUAUGACUUCCAGUACGACACGGCUGGAGAGGGAAUUAGGAACAAAAUCCUCUUCUACGUGUGGUCGCCGGACACGUCGAAAAUCAAGCAGAAGAUGUUGUACGCAGCUAGCAAGGACGCUUUGAGGAAAAAGCUUGAUGGUAUCUACACCGAAAUUCAGUGCACCGAUCUGUCUGAAGUUAGUCACGACACUGUGUUGGAUAAGGUGACGCGGAUGACCAGUUAAAUGUUCCUUUGAAUCGAAAAUAUGCCCAUAGAACUGAAAUUGAAGGCUUGGAUUUUUUCGUUAUUGCUGCAAUAACAUUGUCAUGUUCGCCGAGUGUCGUCUUGAGGCUAUCCAUAUCGAGAAUAUACUGUAAUUAUUGUGGCACGCUCGGUGUUCAUGGGCAUUAGUGGAAAUAUGAUUUUCCAGCGAGUUUCAACCGAGACGCUUUCAGCACAGCAGGCGGCAAAAUGGCUUCCAGAACGCCGACAAACCAUUGUAUUAGCUCAGUUUCGGCUUGGUGGCAGCGAAGGGUGUGCAUGAAUCAGAGUAUUGUGAGAAUCAAG